GCGGCAGCGCCGACCCUCAGCAGCCGCCGCCGCCUCCGCCGCCGCCUGAGGGACCCGGCGGCCUGGCCUGGCCGAGGCGCGGGACGGACGGGGCGGGCCGCUGCGAGCGGAGCCAUGUCCAUGGAGGACCCCUUCUUCGUGGUGAAAGGGGAAGUUCAGAAGGCGGUGAACACUGCACAGGGGCUGUUCCAGAGAUGGACAGAACUCCUGCAAGAUCCAUCCACCGCUACAAGAGAAGAAAUAGACUGGACCACUAAUGAACUGAGGAACAACCUAAGGAGCAUUGAGUGGGAUCUUGAAGACUUAGAUGAAACUAUUAGCAUUGUUGAAGCAAACCCUCGAAAAUUCAACCUUGAUGCAACAGAGCUAGGAGUAAGAAAAGCCUUCAUCACAAGCACACGACAGGUGGUCAGGGAUAUGAAGGAUCAAAUGUCAAACACUUCUGUUCAAGCACUGGCUGAAAGGAAAAACAGGCAGGUCCUUCUGGGAGAAAGUGGAACUCAUGGCUGGAGUUCUGGGGCUGACAAGUAUGGCCGCUUGGAUCGCGAAAUGCAGUCGGUAAAUUCCCACUUCAUUGAGGAGCAGCAAGCACAGCAACAGUUAAUCAUCGAACAGCAGGAUGAACAGUUGGAGCUGGUCUCUGGCAGCAUUGGUGUAUUAAAGAAUAUGUCCCAGCGUAUUGGAGGAGAGCUAGAUGAACAAGCAGUCAUGUUGGAUGACUUUACUCAUGAGCUGGACAGCACUCAGACACGACUAGAUAACGUUAUGAAGAAACUUGCAAAAGUGUCCCAUAUGACCAGUGAUCGGCGACAGUGGUGCGCAAUUAUCAUUCUCUUCGCUAUCCUGCUGGUGGUGCUUAUUCUGUUUUUUGUGCUGUGAUGGACUGGCACGCCGAUACUUUUCCUAGCUUCCUUCUUGAUGAAAUAAUCAGAUAACUCUUUCUGCCCAGAGAGAAUUCCCAUCAUAGAAAAAGGAUGCUCUUCUGUGAAUGGAACACUGGUGACAUGACUCACUCGCUCUCUCAUGGUUCUUCUGCCUAUCCUCAUCAACUUUCCUGAGGUGCAAAAAUGGAAGACUAACAAAUGCCCAAACUCUGCUGUCACUGGAAGCGAAGCUUUUGGACAUUGCUGUUUUUCUGUACUCCUCUGUAAGAGGUGGUGCAGCAUGGAAGAAAGCAAUAUCUGGCCCCAUCUCCAUCCUGUCGCAGGUAUGAACCUUUUCCAGGAAGCACUCCAGACUCCUUUCUUCCACUUGUCAAAACAGAAUUCUUGGCAAUGUUAAACCAGCAUGUGCACUCACAUGCUUCAUGGACCAGCUACACAGCACUGCCCUGCAAAUAAGUGUGGGUCCUCAGUAGGAGAAAAGGGGCAGUAAAUGCAGGGACUAAAUUCACACUACAGGCAUUUUCCGUUUCUCCCCUGGAACAGGAGUUCACAGUUAACUGCCACGCGUAAAGAGCUGUGUGCCACACUCUUGAAAUGCUGAAUUACAAAAAAAGUACACACCUGAGCCUUUAAAACAAAAAAAAUCAUGCAAGGCAGAUACACGUGUGCGCGAAAACGGUGGGCCCUGAAUGUUGAAAAUAAACCUAAGAUUAAUCUUGGCACAUAUUGAAAGCAGGGCCAUUGCUAGUCCUGUUGCUCUAAUCUGGGUUGGUGAUGCUGAUUUCUGCAUUUCAUUCAGUGAGGCAGACUUGGCUCUAGCAAGUUAGUUUGAAUCUUGAGCAAACCUACUGUUGGAGUUUGAACUGAAACCAGACUGCAGGGUCUGACCCCCAGGCAGCUAGAGCUCGACUCCCAAUUUUGAGAGCUUUAAACUCAAUUUUAGUGCACUGCAAAGUGGAAACGCUUUAAAGCGUACUGUAGCUAAAAUCUUGCCCUUUUUUUGCGUGAGAGAAAUAGUUUUGGCUUUGAAAGUAGGCCUUCUGAAAAUAGCAACUUACCAGGAGGGGUUCUGCUCCUUUUUGUUUCUGCUGCUUUUUAUUAACAGCUGCCUCUAACGACUGACUGGCAGAUCUAACAUUUAAAUAACAGUUAAAGGAGAAGAAAAAUGGGUUCUGCUCGGUUAGGGCUUCAUUCUGUCCUGUUACGCAUUUCUUUCCUUCUUCCAUCUUUUUUCUUUUUUAAACCUUUUGAUUUGUGAAUAAUUUCAAUGAUGAUGUCUUUGCUAAACUGACUUUUUAUGGGGGAUGUCUGGAAACUGGACGAUAGUUUCCCCAAUGAUUCUACCAGAUUUUGAGGGGUGUGUGUGGUUUCCAUCCCCCUCAUGGUUCACUCUCAAGACGGAAACCUUGAUCCCCCCCCCCCAAUGUCCUGCUGGGUGUAGUCUGCUUGCACAGCUGGGAUCAGUUUAGCCCACCCCCUUUUCAUCUCUUCCUGAAGCUGCUGGUUGACAGGCAUGUGAAGGAGCCAGACAGCUGCAGUUUCUGCCCCAAGUCACAUCCCCCCCCCCUGCCAAUACAUCCUUGCUCUGGGCCUUUCCCCCUGGACUCCGAACCCCUUGAACUCCCUUCCGUUCUGACUCGUUUACACAUUUAGGAAGGGAAUCAGAAGUUGAAGGAGUCAAACCUCAGCAAAGCCAAACAGCGCUGCCUCCACAGCCUUUCCACCAGAAGAGCGAUCGCAUAAAAGGAGAAGCAGAAAUAGUAACCUCUGGUGAGCGGAGUUUACACUCCCCUGGAGAGAAACUGUGAUCUGUGAUGAGAUACGCCAA
Messenger RNA from Podarcis muralis (Common wall lizard), 2712 nucleotides. It is a transcript of the gene STX6, whose product is annotated as syntaxin 6. The record is from RefSeq and is a predicted model, not a curated record. NCBI's taxonomy places the organism in Eukaryota, Metazoa, Chordata, Lepidosauria, Squamata, Lacertidae. Gene Ontology annotation, biological process: Golgi vesicle transport. Gene Ontology annotation, cellular component: membrane.